UGAAUCAAUCAUGACAAACCAAAAUAAAUGAAUGUGGGCCGGGCCGACUACAUAAUCUGUUUGGGCUUUAACUCAGUUUCAGUUGUGUCCAAUUGUAAAAAGAAUUCAAACAUUGAAAUCAAUACUAUGAAGUUUCAUUGAGAAAAAAUGAAAUUCCCAGACAAAGACAAGAUGAUGUUAUUGGUCAGUUAUUUGUGUGUGACAGUUACUUGGUAUGCAACAAUGGAACAGAUGCCUGUGCUAUUUCAAGAAACCUCAAUUCUCAAUUUACUAUAUGACAAAAUAAUGAGUACAGAGAAUAUUGUUUGAAUAUUUGGUGAAGGUUUUGCCCCACAAAAUAUCCUCUUCCCCAAAACCAUUCCGGUACUAAAAUUUUGUCAUUCAAAUAUACCAAUUCUCACACAUUUUUAGGCUUGGUGAAAGUGAAUUGUACAGCUAGUAUGGUUAGGCAUGUGCCUCUUUUUUCAUGUGCAUAUUUGUUCAAACUUUAUAGCGGCAGUGUGACCCCUCUCUACUUAUUUCAUCCAUCAUACUAUUGCCGCAAUUUAUGCUUAACAAAUUCAUGUCAAAUAUUAUCAACUUGGGUCAUGUGUGUGUGUGCGAGAGAGAGAGAGAGGGGACAGUCAAUGAAUGGCCACCACUUUACAAAAUUUGAUAGCUAAUUAAGAGGUAAAGGAUCAAUGUAUUUCUACUCAAUGAAAAGCAUAUGUGUUUGUGUGUGUGUGUGUGUGUGUGUGUGUGAGAGAGAGAGAGAGAGAGAUCAGAUGUGUGGUAGAAAUAAUUAGAGCACUUGGUGGUAUACAGUCAGUGUGCCUUGUGGGGUGUUAAUCAUGAUUUCAUAAGCCUUUUUGUUCCAUAUUUAGGGCUUCAUUAUUCUGCAGGGACCUUUUUAAGAUGCCAAAUGUCUCCUUAUCUCAAUAUUAUUGCACUUAUUGUCUAUAACCUAUUUGGUUCCACACACAAAUUGUAUGUAAAAUUUUAUUUGGCAAAUCGUAAAGUGUAUUUGGAAAAUUGUAAAGGGGAGUACAAAAUUUGUUCUCUCUUUUUCCCAUCUUUUGCUGAUAUUGAUUAGUAUGAUUUCCGAAUACAAGCAAGGAUCAUUUAUCUUUAUACUAAUAAUAGGGGGACUAAGUGGUAUUUAAGUGUCAAAAGUUCGGUUGCUAUCAUGAUUUUUCAAUAUCCCAUCACAUUUUGUAGUGAUUUCAAUAGCAUCAUUCUCAAUAAUUAUGUGCCAUAAUUUACAUUGCGAGAAAUUGCUUUUACACCAAUUGUCCACAUAGUAUUAAAAUUUUGUUUGUCGAAAGCAAAUCAGAAUCCACUUGGUCUCGAAUUUCUUAAAACUGUGGUUCCCCUGCCACAGUGGCAGGUAAGAACUGUGAAUCAACAAAAAGAGUAAAAAGUAACACAUGCCAACUGAGAGAGAGAGAUGGAGGAGAGAGGCAUACACAAAUCAGGAAUGAUGAGAAAGUUGCAUAAAUAAGAAAGCUAAAAUUAGGGGGAAAAAACAUAAUCUUUUUCAAACACAACUCACAUCAUAAGUGUGGUAGAUAGUAGUACUAUUCACCAAAAUGAAAAUAAAAUCAUAGUAUCCCACGCACACCAACCCCAUGCUUUGAAUAUGCUUUACUGCAUGCUCUUAAAAUGUGAACACCUCGUCUGAACAAAAACCACAACACACUAUUCUUGGAUCCACAAAUUCAAAUCUCCCAUCUCUCACAUAAAUCCCAAUGCUCAAAAUCUUGAUCAAACAGACUAAUUAAGACAGACAGAGAGAGAGAGAGAAAGGGAACAUUUUUUUUCCUGUGAAAGCCUGCAGUUUCAGUUUCUGCAGAAGUAAAAAUCAUGGGUGCAAAGUGCUCCAAGUUCUCAUUUUGCUGGUGGCAUUCUCAUCUCAAACCAUCUGUUCUUCAAUCCACUGAUCCGGAGAAUGGGGAGAAAAAUUCUUUCCCAAGCUUCAGAGAGUUCAGCUGGGAGGAGCUGAAAACUGCAACAAAAGGAUUUUCUUCAGACAACAUAGUCUCUGAGCAUGGUGAGAAGGCUCCUAACGUUGUUUACAAAGGUUUUCUUGAAACUGAAGGCUGGAUUGCUGUUAAGCGCUUCAACAAGUCUGCUUGGCCUGACCCUCGCCAAUUUAUAGAUGAAGCUAAGGCGGUGGGGAACUUGAGAAGUGAACGAUUGUCUAAUCUGAUUGGAUUCUGCUUUGAAGGAGAGGAGAGAUUGUUGGUGGCAGAGUUUAUGCCUAAUGAGACUUUGGCCAAGCAUUUAUUUCACUGGGAGAAUCAGCCCAUGAAAUGGGCAAUGAGGUUGAGGGUGGCCUUGUAUUUGGCACAAGCUCUGGACUACUGCAGCGGUCGAGGCCGGGCUUUGUAUCAUGAUCUUAAUGCUUACAGAGUCUUAUUUGAUCAGGAUGGCAAUCCCAGGCUCUCUUGUUUCGGGUUGAUGAAGAAUAGUCGAGACGGCAAAAGUUACAGCACAAACUUAGCCUUCACUCCCCCAGAGUAUUUGAGAACUGGAAGAGUGACUCCAGAAAGUGUGGUUUACAGCUUUGGAACUAUGCUGCUUGAUCUCUUAAGUGGCAAACAUAUACCUCCAAGCCAUGCACUUGAUCUCAUCCGCGGCAAGAACUUUCUGAUGCUGAUGGACUCCUGUUUGGAGGGACAUUUCUCCAAUGACGAGGGAACUGAGCUGGUCAGGCUAGCCACCCGUUGCUUGCAGUACGAAGCUCGGGAGAGGCCAAACACAAAGACCCUAGUCACUUCCCUCAUGUCUCUCGAGAAAGAAACUGAGGUCCCUUCCUACGUUCUACUAGGCAUCCCACAAGGAAAAACCGGCUGCACGGUGCCACUUCUGCUGACUCCGAUGGGGGAAGCAUGCCUGAGAAUGGAUCUCACCGCCAUACACGAAAUCCUAGACAAGGCCGGAUACAAAGAUGAUGAGGGAAUUGCCAAUGAGCUAUCUUUUCAGUUGUGGACCAGCCAAAUGCAGGAGACCUUGAACUCCAAGAAGCAAGGAGACGCCGCAUUUCGCGCCAAGGACUUCGCCACUGCCAUUGACUGCUACUCACAGUUCGUCGAAGGUGGGACUAUGGUUUCUCCGACGGUGUAUGGGAGGCGGUGCGUGUGCUAUCUGAUGAGCGACAUGCCUAAUCAAGCACUCGGAGAUGCGAUGCAAGCACUGGCGAUAUCACCACAGUGGCCGACUGCUUUUCAUCUUCAAGCUGCCGCGCUCUUCACGCUUGGGAUGGAGAAUGAUGCCCAAGAAUCGCUGCAAGAAGCCUCCAAUUUGGAAGCAAAACAAAACAAAAAUUGAAAAAACUGUAUAGACUUAAACUCCCCUUCCUUCAUGUAUUUAGGCUUUUCAACACUCCAACUUUGUCUAAAGCAGAGGAUUAUCUCACGCUUGUUGCUGUUUUUCUUCUUUUCUUGGAAUUUGUUGGUUUUGAGCACUCUUCGUUAAGUUUUGUGCGUUAUGGAAUUAUGUUUCAGUGGAAA
This is a messenger RNA of Salvia splendens (bonfire salvia), 3491 nucleotides long. RefSeq names its product serine/threonine-protein kinase BSK5. The record is from RefSeq and is a predicted model, not a curated record. Gene Ontology annotation, biological process: protein phosphorylation; brassinosteroid mediated signaling pathway. Bases 1843 to 3309 code for a protein of 488 amino acids. The transcript is spliced from 10 exons. NCBI's taxonomy places the organism in Eukaryota, Viridiplantae, Streptophyta, Magnoliopsida, Lamiales, Lamiaceae. Gene Ontology annotation, molecular function: protein kinase activity; ATP binding; protein binding.